CUACCAGACCACACGUGCACUUUGCACCGGGCGUCUUCGCGUCGGUCGGGAGAUAGAGCGCUCUGGGACCGAGACCGGGAGCUUAAGCUGCAGCUGCUGACGCGCUGGUGGUGCCUAUUAAUCAUUCACCAGCCCAGAGCCGCGCCAGUUAAUGGCUGUGAAGCCUCUUGGCCUCUGUUCUCCACACUCCAGUGUGCCCAGGCGCCCAGACGCAGCAAGAGGCAGCGCUCAGGCAGGCAACCGCUAGGCGAUGCGCGGAGCAGGCGCUGGUAGGAGCCGCGCUCCCCGCAGCUGCUGCGCUCUACCCUGAGGUUCCCGGUGACAGUAGGCUGCUGGAAAGCUACCGGGUACCGAGGGAGGGCGCAGGCGGCGGGGACUCCAGGAGAGCGCCCCAGCGCCGGCAGCCCCAGCGGCCCCCCUCAGCUGGCAUGUUCCCCAAUGGCACCGCCUCCUCUUCUUCCUCCUCUCCUAGCCCCAGCCCGGGCAGCUGCAGCGCAGGCGGCUGCGGCAGGGGCCCCGGGGCUGGCUCUGCAGACGGCAUGGAGGAGCCAGGGCGAAACGCGUCCCAGAACGGGACCUUAAGCGAGGGCCAGGGGAGCGCAAUUCUCAUCUCUUUCAUCUACUCCGUGGUGUGCCUGGUGGGGCUGUGUGGGAACUCCAUGGUCAUCUACGUGAUCCUGCGCUACGCCAAAAUGAAGACGGCCACCAACAUCUACAUCCUAAACCUGGCCAUUGCUGAUGAGCUGCUCAUGCUCAGCGUGCCCUUUUUGGUCACCUCCACGUUGUUGCGCCACUGGCCUUUCGGCGCGCUGCUCUGCCGCCUCGUGCUCAGCGUGGAUGCGGUCAACAUGUUCACCAGCAUCUACUGUCUGACUGUACUCAGUGUGGACCGCUAUGUGGCCGUGGUGCACCCCAUCAAAGCAGCCCGCUACCGCCGCCCCACAGUGGCCAAAGUGGUGAACCUGGGCGUGUGGGUACUAUCUCUGCUUGUCAUCUUGCCCAUUGUGGUCUUCUCACGCACCGCGGCCAACAGCGAUGGCACGGUGGCCUGCAACAUGCUCAUGCCUGAGCCUGCCCAGCGCUGGUUGGUGGGCUUCGUGUUGUAUACAUUUCUUAUGGGCUUCCUGCUGCCCGUCGGGGCCAUCUGCCUGUGCUAUGUGCUCAUUAUCGCCAAGAUGCGCAUGGUGGCCCUCAAGGCCGGCUGGCAGCAGCGCAAACGCUCGGAGCGCAAGAUCACUUUAAUGGUGAUGAUGGUCGUGAUGGUGUUUGUCAUAUGCUGGAUGCCUUUCUACGUGGUGCAGCUGGUCAACGUGUUCGCUGAGCAGGACGACGCCACGGUGAGCCAGUUGUCGGUCAUCCUUGGCUACGCCAACAGCUGCGCCAAUCCCAUACUUUAUGGUUUCCUCUCGGACAACUUCAAGCGCUCUUUCCAGCGCAUCUUGUGCCUCAGCUGGAUGGACAACGCAGCCGAGGAGCCAGUCGACUACUAUGCCACUGCCCUCAAAAGCAGAGCCUACAGUGUCGAGGACUUUCAGCCUGAGAACCUGGAGUCCGGUGGUGUCUUUCGUAAUGGCACCUGCACUUCCCGGAUCACGACUCUUUGAGCUGGGACCACUCAGGGGCCCUCGCCAAAGCGGGGUGGGGAAGGAAGAGUAGGGGAGACUGGGUAUGAGGGUAUGUCAUCUAGGGCGCCAAGGUGCGCUGGGAGUAACUUGGGGUAGUGGAAGGAACCAGGAAAGCUGUGCAAAUAAGGUUGCAUUGAGAGUUUAGCUUAGAAACUGAGAAAGCUUUCAGAUGCUCUUCUCCCACUUUUGGUCCUUUGCUCCACUAUAUUUGCUGCUCCGUGUCCUUCUGUUCUCCAUACCCUAUAACUUAAAUCCUUCCUCUCCGUCUGGCUCAUGCAGAUCACGAACUCAUUAACGUCGCCAAUUCAGUCUAUUCCUCAGCCCCUCUAGCCAUUAUUUGUUUAAGGAGCCAUGGUUACUACCACGGAUUUCUCUAGGGGUGAGUUCCCAGUUCGCUUUCAGCCCUUUCCUGCCGCGCGGGUCAGCUGGGCAAUCUGCCGGGUGCAGCUAGCAAAAUGUCCGAAAUUACAACCGCUCUUCCUUUGCGCAACCUUACUUUAAGGGAUGUAGGACUUGGGAAUGAACUAAAUUGAUAGUCUUUCCGCCUACUUUUCGGUGAAGGUUCAUACUUGCUUUGGCCCCUCCACCACUCCCACUUCAUCCAGAGCAGAGCCCGGUGCUUAGUAAAAUAGAUCCUGUGCUUGAAACCCAGCGUUCACGCAUCCACAUCCAAACCCCUCUGGAGCAAAACGGAGCUGGGAAGAAAAGGAAGAGAGGAAUUUGCCGAAGCUUCCUAACCUAGGGAUAGGGUGGGGGUGUCACAGAAGCCACCCUCACGCCAGACUCAGAACCGGUUUCUGAGAGCUAACGCUGGGCGCCCCUGGGCUACCUGCAUCUGCGUUAGGCUGAGCAGAGCCAGCGCACUUUCUAAGGGACUGUUUGAAAGCGCAGCAGCAAACUUCACUUUCCUUUCUUCCUUGCUCAAGUUUCUGGAGUAGCCUACCUAAAAUAAUCUCAGAUUCGGUUUCCUACUCUAGUUUACGUAGAAGAUCCAGCACCGGGGCCAAGACCUAGGGUGGCAACUUAAGAGCCUGGUUCACAAAGCUGGCCACGCUGCAGUUGCGUGCAGGCUCUCUGCAGAGUAACCCCCCCCACCCCCGCCGCCCCCCUCAGGGCUGCUGCUUUUCAGGCGGUGCCUAAUACGUUGUUUUCCUGUUUAACGGAAUUAUUUAUUUAUUUAUAUAUUUAUUCUCGGUGUUGGAAAAUGUGUUUCUGCUUUCCUUUUCUUCCCUAUCGGGAGGCUCUUCUGGAGGACCCUAAGAUUUGAAGUGGAGCGGGAGUGGAGGAGAGCUCCCUCCCUUCUCCAGGGCCCUCUCAACAUCUCCUCUCUGGUGGGCGCUCUUUUCUUUUCUGGUAGCCUUUCUACUUUUGCCUGCGUCCAGUGGAGUUUGGAGAUUUUUUCAUAUUUUUCUUAUUGUGGUAUCUUGUUUUAUUAUAAUAAUUUUUUUUUAAAAGUGACAAUGUGAGUUAGUCUCUUCUCCAUUCAGAUUCAAAUGUCCUGAACUCCCAGCUUUCCGGGAAAUAUAUAUACAUAAGGGAAACAUCACCCUGUAUGUGAUUCCAGUGUAUGUAGGUGUGUAUGUAUGUGUAUACACAUAAUAUAUGUGUAUAUUUGUUCAUCUUGCUCCUCUGUCGGAGUCCAAGAAACAAUUUCAAGUACAGCCACCGAACAGUGACAGGUGUGAGACUGGCUGGAACACUUUCAGUUUCAGGAGUUCAAGAAGCCCUCAAGCCUGAAGCUGAGAAAUCAAAUUCAAAGACCUUCAUCACUGCUGGGGAUGUCUCUGCUUCCCCUAGGUUCCCUCAGAGGAGAUUCUGAGAUACAGUUCAGUUAAAAUAAUCACUACUUUUGAGGACAUUGGAAGUGGAAUAAUUUGUGUCUAUGUUUAAUCUUACCAACUGCAUUGGAAAGAGCAGGGCAAGGACCAGUAGUUUUACUUCUUUGUAUUUCUUGUACUGCUUUAUUAUUCGGGCUUGUACAUAGUAGGCACUAAAUACAUGUUUUUUUUUUUCUUGAUUGUUUAAGUAAACCAGAGUGUGAUGCAAUGAUCCGGAGAUAAUAAAUCUGGGAUUCUCAGGUUCUGUCAUUGACAUAAUACACAAUGGUUGAUCUCACUACUGAAAAAGAUAUGUCAUGUAUAUUUGCUUCAAGAACAUUGUGCUUUUCUGAAAGCAGUAACCAAGAGUUAAAAUGUCUCUGUUUUGUUUAAACUAAUGAACAAAUAUGCUUUUGAUCAUAAAUCAGAGUUUAAAUUUGUCCCUUAAUAAUAACAUAUAUUAUCACUCUUUUGGAAAAUGGAUUUUUAAUGGCUAAGAAGAGUUAAAUUUACAAAUCAAAAUUUUGAUCAUAAUCCUAUUAACGGGAUACAAAUCUAGUGCUCUUAACCUGUUAUUGUUGUAAUAUUUAACUAAAUAAACAAAUGUAUUAUGCUGUUGCAAA
Molecule: messenger RNA, 4065 nt
Organism: Marmota monax (woodchuck)
Lineage: Eukaryota; Metazoa; Chordata; Mammalia; Rodentia; Sciuridae
Gene: Sstr1
Product: somatostatin receptor 1
Exons: 2
Coding region: 429-1604 (391 amino acids)
Biological process (GO): cellular response to estradiol stimulus; neuropeptide signaling pathway
Cellular component (GO): neuron projection; membrane
Molecular function (GO): somatostatin receptor activity; neuropeptide binding
Source: RefSeq, a predicted model, not a curated record